Molecule: messenger RNA, 1405 nt
Organism: Hydractinia symbiolongicarpus
Lineage: Eukaryota; Metazoa; Cnidaria; Hydrozoa; Anthoathecata; Hydractiniidae
Product: serpin B6-like
Exons: 2
Coding region: 35-1171 (378 amino acids)
Molecular function (GO): serine-type endopeptidase inhibitor activity
Source: RefSeq, a predicted model, not a curated record
CAUGUUCAUUACAUAAUUUAGACCUAACUAAAAAAUGGACAUACAAGCAUCAAUUAACAACUUUGCUGGGCUAUUAUACAAGGCUAUCUCAUCAUCUAAUACGUCCAAAAAUAUGUUUUUCUCACCGGCCAGUAUUUUUGCAGCAGUAUCAAUGACAUAUUGUGGGUCACGACGGACAACAGCUGAGCAGAUAAAAAAUGCUUUAGGAGUUUCAGACAAUCCAGAUAGCAUUGCAUUCCAUGAAAGUGUUUGUAAGAUUUGGGAAAAUUUACACCAGUCUGAAGAAGUUGGCUUCGAGAUGGCCAAUUGUAUGUGGGUAGAAUCAAGCUACCCAACGGAAAACAUAUUUCAGGAUAUCCUCCUUAAUUAUUACAAGGCAGAUGCCACUUUGGUGGAUUUUAUAGAAAAUCCUGAAAAUUCACGGAAAUUGAUAAAUGAUUGGAUUGAACAGAAAACGCAUGGGAAGAUCACCAACCUGCUGGUUGAAGGGACUGUGUCUGCCCUGACACGUUUAGUUAUUACAAAUGCAAUUUAUUUUAAAGGAAAUUGGGUGUCAGAAUUUAAAAAAGGCCAUACUAGAGGAAUGGACUUUCACUUCGCAUCCAAUAAAUCUAUUAAAGCAUCAAUGAUGUAUCAAAAAGGAGAUUUUAUUUAUUCUCAGAAUCCCACUUACAAAGUCCUAGUCCUCCCAUAUGCUGGAUGCGAUGUCAAAAUGGUUGUUGUGCUUCCCAAUGAAGUUGGUGGUUUAUCUUCCGUUGAAGAAGAGUUGUUUGAGGAUGGCAUUGGAGAGCGAAAUAUUCAAAGUUGGGUUACACUACGUACAACUAAAACAGAGGUUUUUCUUCCAAAGUUUAAAUUUUCACAUGGUUGUGAUCUAGUGAGCACUCUGGAAAGCUUGGGAAUUGUUGAUUUGUUUUCAUGCGGUAAAGCAGAUUUGAGCGGAGUUAGUGGAAAAAAAGAUUUGUAUGUUUCAUCAGCUGUACAUAAAGCGUUUGUAGAUGUGAAUGAAGAAGGGACAGAAGCUGCUGCUGCAACAGCUAUGGUGGCCAAUUUAAGAUGUGCCAUGAGGUUUCCAGUCUUUAAGGCUGAUCAUCCGUUUAUGUUCAUUUUGUAUGAUAAAUCGUCUCAUACUGUGUUAUUUAUGGGUAGGGUGUAUAAGCCAGAGGUUUAAUUAAGUAUUUCUUGUUAGUUGUUUUCGAGUCAAGAGUUUUCCAUUUACUGUUAAUUUUGGACCAUGUCUUGUACUAUAUUGAAUUUGUUAACAUAAUUUAAAAUAUGAACUAUGAAAUAUAAAAUAUAGCAUAGAUUACAUUAAUAUACGCAUGUAAUUUUAUACACCUGUAAUUUUAUACACUUUUGAUUUUAGAAUUGUAUCUAGUUUUUAUAGCAUGAUCUUUUAACUGCA